GCUCAAAAGAAAUUGUGAUACGCGAAAGAAAGAAAAAAAUUACUUUCAACUAAAAGAAGCACACAGCACAAAAGAGGUAGUCUCGUUGUGAUGUCAGUAUAAAGCCAGUUGACGCAAUUCCAUCUCCCGAUCGAACCUGUACAAACCAUGGCAACAACGAGCUCCGACCGGUUAAUCGCCGGUUUAACGGCGUCGAUCGGCUCAAUCGAAUCUCGUUACGCAAAUCCAGCUCAAUCCGUUUCUCUAAUCUGUCGAAAUCAAAUCAAUGGCGCACCGCCUAUCGUCUUGCGGUCCUCUCGAAGGUCCAGGCUGUGGUUAAUCGAGGCGAUUCCUCCGGCAAAGUCCUGGAACGGAUCUAACGAUGGCGACGAAGAUAUCAAGAAGUCAGACACUCGUAAUUACGCGAUCGGUGGAACCGGUGGUCACGCGGUCGCCGGAAAAGAUGACAGAACGAUGGAGAUAGUAAUAGCAGCGGCGACCACGGCGGCGCUGGGUGUCGGGAAUCGCGUACUGUAUAAGCUGGCUCUUAUUCCUCUCAAGCAAUAUCCCUUCUUCCUCGCGCAACUCUCCACAUUCGGAUUUCGAUUUCGAUUUGUGGUCUCUUUUGAUGAUCUAGCAUUCAUUGUGUUCAAUUGUUGGACCAUUUUUAAAAUGUCGACUACUACUGAGAACAGGAAAUUCUAUUCACCGGUUUAUACAUUAGCAGUGACAGUUUAUGAGAUAGACGCAUUAGAUAUCACUCUGGGACUGGAAGAAAUGUAUGUAGCUGUAUACUUUUCGAUUUUGUAUUUCAGAUACCGAGCUGGAAUUGUUACAAAAGAGAUGCUAUCAGUUCCAAAACUUCCAUUUUUAAUUGUUGGCGUCUUGGAGUCUCUUGCUCUAGCUGCUGGGAUGGCGGCCGCAUCAAAUCUUUCUGGACCAUCUACUACAGUUUUAUCUCAGACAUUUCUUGUCUGGCAAAUUCUUUUCUCCAUUAUAUUUCUCGGGAGGAGAUAUAGAAUAAAUCAAAUAUUGGGAUGUACUCUUGUAGCAUUUGGUGUAAUCGUCAGUGUAGCAAGUGGGUCGGGUGCCGCUCAUUCAUUUAAAGAUACAGGAAUACUUUGGAGUCUUCUUAUGGUGUUUUCUUUUCUGCUUCAAGGAGCAGAUACAGUAAUGAAGGAAGUCAUCUUUCUAGAUAGCAAAAAGCGAUUGAAGGGUGCUUCACUUGAUUUGUUUGUUGUAAACUCAUAUGGUUCAAUUUUCCAAGUCAUAUGCAUUGCGUUGCUUCUUCCUUUUCUUUCAAAGCUUUGGGGCAUACCGUUUAACCAACUACCGAGCUAUAUCAGAGACGGGGGUGCUUGCUUUCUAAAUAUUGGUUCUAGAAUAACAGGAUGCGAAGGGGCUCCCCUUCUUCCUGUAAUGUUUGUCAUGAUGAACAUGGCUUAUAACAUCUCUCUUCUACGCCUCAUCAAGAUUUCAUCUGCAGUUGUGUCGUCUCUGGCAUCCACCGUUUCAGUGCCCAUAGCGGUGUACUGUUUCACGCUUCCCCUACCAUACCUUGGGGUGGCAUCUACACUACCAAGGGGGUUUGUUGCAGGCACAAUCAUCCUUGUAGUCGGCAUGCUUCUAUAUGCUUGGACACCAUCUACUAACACUUCCGAUUCAAUUAUCCCCUCACCCCCAUCCACAUAGCGGCAGGAAAAUUGGUUUUUGUAACAUUAUUUGGUUUCCUUCUCUCUUCUCAUCUUAGCAUAUGCUCUUUUUUUGUCAAAUAAGAAAUUUUUUUAUGCAUUCUUUACAAAAGAAUGGUUAGUUUUCAGUUUUGCUUUUCAAAAACUAUGCAGAGGAUAAUGUACUUUGUAAUGAUGUAUAUCAAUUAUCAACAUAUUUUUUGUCAACAGC
Molecule: messenger RNA, 1881 nt
Organism: Arabidopsis thaliana (thale cress)
Lineage: Eukaryota; Viridiplantae; Streptophyta; Magnoliopsida; Brassicales; Brassicaceae
Gene: CLT1
Product: CRT (chloroquine-resistance transporter)-like transporter 1
Exons: 12
Coding region: 148-1671 (507 amino acids)
Biological process (GO): transmembrane transport
Cellular component (GO): chloroplast membrane
Source: RefSeq, marked reviewed